CAUAGAUAGAACUUAGAAAAAAAAUAAAAUAAAAUAACAGUGCCUUUGUUUUUCUGAUGGCAAAAAACGGUUCACUACUCCAUUACAGAGAGAGAGAGAAUCUGAAUCUGUAUUGAAAGAUUAUACGUCGUCGUUUUUGAUUUGGAACUUCGUAAUGAUUGAAUCUGAAUCCAAAAUGUUUUUUUCCUAUGAAGUUUUUACGAUCUUCUUCUGACGAUCGCUUUUUGAUGAAGUGACUGUUUUGUCCUUCCGAUUCUAGAACCUUCCAUUUGAUUCGGAGAUAUUUGAUUGUUUUUAUUUUUGGCUGUUGAUUUUUUUGGGGGAAACUAUAAUGAAAGGUGGUGUUGGUGGAGAUGUCGCGGCAGCUCCGGCGGGUCCACCACCGUCGCCGUCUCUGGAAUGGAAAUUUUCUCAGGUUUUCGGUGAACGUACGGCUGGAGAAGAAGUGCAGGAAGUUGAUAUCAUUUCAGCAAUUGAGUUUGAUAAAACUGGUGACCAUCUUGCCACCGGGGAUCGUGGGGGUAGGGUGGUAUUAUUUGAAAGGACCGAUACCAAGGAGCAUGUUGGAAGUCGACGAGAGUUAGAGAGAGUGGACUAUCCAGUCAGUCGGCAUCCUGAGUUUCGCUACAAGACAGAAUUUCAAAGCCACGAGCCUGAGUUUGAUUAUCUGAAGAGUUUGGAGAUUGAGGAGAAAAUCAACAAGAUCCGAUGGUGCCAAACAGCAAAUGGUGCCCUCUUUCUUCUAUCUACUAAUGACAAAACUAUCAAGUAUUGGAAGAUCCAAGAGAAGAAAGUUAAGAAAAUAUCUGAAAUGAAUAUUGACCCUUCCAAAGCUGCUGGAAAUGGCAGUGUAACCAGUUCGAGCGUAUGUUCCAGCCCAAACCAGUGUCUUGCAAAUGGGGGCUAUGGAGAUAAAUCGUACAGUUCUUUGGGCAAUGAUUUGUCCUUUCCACCUGGGGGAAUCCCCUCACUACGUUUGCCGGUGGUUGUUGUUACAAGCAACGAGACCAGCCUUGUUGCGAGGUGUAGAAGAGUGUAUGCACAUGCUCAUGACUAUCAUAUCAAUUCUAUAUCAAAUAACAGUGAUGGCGAAACAUUCAUAUCAGCCGAUGAUCUCCGAAUAAACCUUUGGAACUUGGAAAUAAGUAAUCAAAGUUUCAAUAUUGUGGAUGUCAAGCCAACAAAUAUGGAAGAUCUUACUGAGGUGAUAACUUCAGCAGAAUUCCAUCCUACACAUUGUAACAUGUUAGCUUAUAGUAGUUCAAAAGGAUCAGUUCGUCUAAUAGAUUUGCGGCAGUCAGCAUUGUGUGACUCACAUUCUAAAUUGUUUGAGGAACAGGAAGCACCUGGUUCAAGAUCUUUUUUCACUGAGAUAAUUGCUUCAAUUUCAGAUAUUAAAUUUGCAAAGAAUGGACGAUACAUACUUAGUCGUGACUACAUGACCCUUAAGCUAUGGGACAUAAACAUGGAUUCUGGUCCAGUUUCAACAUUCCAGGUUCAUGAAUAUUUAAGACCAAAGCUUUGUGACUUAUACGAGAAUGAUUCCAUCUUUGAUAAAUUCGAGUGUUGCCUUAGUGGUGAUGGUAUGCGAGUAGCAACUGGAUCUUACAGCAAUCUUUUCCGCGUGUUUGGUUGUCCUCCGGGGAGCACUGAAGCAAUUACCCUGGAAGCAAGCAAAAACCCUAUGAGAAGGCAAGUCCAGACUCCUUCAAGGCCUUCCAGGUCUGUGAGCAGCAGUAUAACACGUGUUGUCCGGAGAGGAGCAGAUAGUGCAGGUGUUGAUGCAAAUGGAAACUCAUUUGAUUUCACAACAAAACUGCUUCAUCUGGCAUGGCAUCCAACUGAAAAUUCCAUAGCCUGUGCUGCUGCAAACAGCUUGUACAUGUAUUACGUAUAAGUCAUAACAGGGGAGAUGUAGUUUUCUUGGUUAGCAUUUUUGGGUUGCUUUUCGAGAAAGGUCUCUCUCGCAGCAACUUGAGGUUCUACCAUUUCUCACUUCCAGGUGCCUUGCAAAGGUGUAGUACAUGCUUUUGAUGUCAAGGUCCGGAUGUCGCUGAAAGGAUCACCAACAGAGCGACAUAGUCUUUUUGAGUAGACGGAUGGCCUGGGAUUCUCGCUCCCUUAUUCCCGUUUCUGCUUCACCCUUUUCUCUAAAUCUCCUAUUUUGUUGGGUUGAAGUUGGGAAAGAAUGUUAUUCUCCUACAAGCAAAACUGUUGGAUGUGCAAAAUUGCCACUAGUUCUAAGGUAAAUGUAGUUUUAUCCUAAUCUUGCCGAGAAGGAGCUACUGCUAACUGGCAGGAUGUUACGCCUUUUUCCUUGGAUAGCAUUAUUUUUUGUAGGAUAACAUAGUGUGCUUUUUGUUAUAGAUUAUUAACUGAAGUAAAUUUUUUCCCUUCUGUAAAAGAAAUUCAAGAGCAACUGCAUUUGUUUACCUGUAUUUUUUAACUUUGGUAAAGUGAAGCUGGAACUGCUAAACUUCGGUCACUUCAGAAUCUCUGUGUUUAAACAGUUUAAUUGAUAGAGUUUCUAGUUUUACUUUGCUUCUGGAGCCAUGUAAUGGAAUCAACUUGGAAAGAUUUUCUGAGAUGGGAAGAAACCUUUGUAAUA
Messenger RNA from Nicotiana tabacum (common tobacco), 2608 nucleotides. The record is from RefSeq and is a predicted model, not a curated record. Lineage: Eukaryota; Viridiplantae; Streptophyta; Magnoliopsida; Solanales; Solanaceae.